AUGGCGUGGGAACAUCUUUCGGUCAACAAGCCGCAUCUGGUGUACCUCAUCCUGGGAGGCUUCACCACACUUUUCAUGCUAUGUUCUUCCAUCAUUAAGGAGCGGCUGUACAUUGGCGAGGCAACGGUGGCAACACUAUGCGGCAUCAUAUUCGGCCCCCAUGCGGCGAAUCUCAUCGAUCCCCUCACUUGGGGCAACACGGACCAGAUCACUCUGGAGUUCUCUCGGAUUGUACUGGUGGUACAAUGUUUUGCCGUCGGUGUCGAACUGCCAAAGCACUACAUGGAGAAGCACUGGCGGUCGGUCACAUUCCUACUGAUCCCAGUCAUGACCUUCGGCUGGUUGGUCACGAGUCUAUUCAUUUGGGCAGUCUUCCACCAGUGGGCCAACUGGCUAGACUGUCUCUGCAUCGCCGCUUGUGUCACCGCGACUGAUCCCGUGCUGGCAUCCUCCGUCGUCGGUAAGGGCAAAUUCGCAAAGCGGGUGCCAAAGCAUCUGCGAGAUUUGCUUUCUUGCGAGUCUGGCUGCAACGAUGGCAUGGCUUUUCCUUUCGUUUACCUGGCCAUCUACAUUAUUCGAUACAAGGAGGAGCCGGAGCACGUCGCCCUGCACUGGUUUUGCUACACGAUUCUCUACGAGUGUAUCUUCGGAGCGACCUACGGUUUAAUUGUUGGCUACAUUGCACGACGCCUGAUCCGCGCAGCACAUGAGCGCGACUACAUCGAUCGAGAGUCUUUCCUGGUGUUCUACUUCGUCCUGGCUUUGUUCUGCGCUGGAUCUGGAGCAUUGCUAGGCACGGACGAUUUGCUCGUCGGCUUCGCGUGCGGUGUUGGCUUCAGUAACGAUGGCUGGUUCACGGAGAAGACGGAGGAAUCGCAUGUCUCCAACGUUAUCGACCUGCUCAUUAACUUGACGUUCUUCGUCUACUUCGGCACCAUCAUCCCGUGGGACCAAUUCAACGCUGCUCACCUUGGCCUGGACGCGUGGCGACUGGUGGUUAUUGCGCUCUUGGUUUUAUUCUUCCGACGCAUUCCGAUCAUGCUGUGUCUAAAGCCGGUUAUCCCUGACAUCAAAACGUGGCGUGAGGCACUGUUCGCUGGCCACUUUGGGCCGAUUGGUGUUGGUGCCAUUUUCGUGGCUAUCUUGGCCAGAGCCGAGUUGGAGACCGAAGAGACUACGCCACUUGCAGUUUUACCUGAGCCUGGCUUCCCGCAUCGGAACGUAAUUGAGCUGAUAUGGCCGAUCACCGCCUUUUUAGUGAUCACAUCCAUCCUUGUUCACGGAUCUUCGAUUGCGGUGUUCACGCUUGGCAAGCACAUCAACACGCUCACGCUUACGAUGUCCUACUCCAAGGCGGUGGACGAGCCGAACUGGAUGGAGCGGUUACCUCGCAUCCAAUCUCGAUCAAAGAGCUCGAUGUCUGCAAGAUCUGACACCGAUUUCGAGGUGGAGAACGAGAAAGGCCCGCUUCCACCAGGCAUGCUUCCCGCUGUUGGUCGUGGACCGUUCUUGCGGCGACAGAAGGAAGAGGAUAACCCAAGCCGUGUGCAGAGCCGCUCGUCUAGCAGGCACCGACCGAAGCACAGCAAGAACUGGGAGACUGGUCGUGGACCUGGUGGCCCCAUCAGUCAGUCUGCGAUCAAGCCACAGCCAAGAGACCAGCAGAGUCCAGAGCACCAUGAAAGUGGCGACUCUGAUACGCUGGCCGUCAAGAGUGAGCCUGCAUCUGACGAGCAGAAAGACCCAGAUAGGGCGCGCAGGACUCAGGCUGGUGAGAUUUACGAAGAGGGCGAGAAGACUGUUUACGAAGACGAAGAGGGUAAUGUCCUUGCCGUCGAAGACUCAAAGCAACUCCAGCCCCAAGGAACCCGUGAGGAGGACGAACAACGGGAAGGCAGACGCCUCAUGCACGCGGCCGGCGCUGAUCGCAAUCGCCGCGGUGUUGCCAGUCCGGAUUGGCAGGCAGACCAGGGCGGCGAAGCGUUCAUGGACAGGGUCAGAUCUUGGGGGGAGGAGGAAGCUGGCAAGGCUGAAAAGGAGAAAGACAAGGUGGAGGACUACUUCGAGCCCAAGACCGAGUCCAAGGCCGAGCCUGCCAAAUCUGCGCAACCCCAACGACCCGGCCAACGGUGGCGUGAAGGUGUCAAGAAGAUGAGCACCAAAGGCUUCCUCGCCCCGAAGAAGGAUGAGGAGAAGGCUACGCUGGAGCCUGUGGCUGAGAAGACGCAUGGUCCGGCUCGUGCUUAUCAGUUCGGCAACACUAUCAUCGUCGAGGACGAGGACGGCGAGGUCAUCAAGAAGUACGACAUCCCUGCUCCAGAUCGGAAGCAGAGCUAUUCUGGCGCCAAUCCGAAGACUACUCGGCAAAGAUUGCAGUCCAUGGGUACUAUGCUCGGGAUGGGCGAGAGAGAAAAGAGGAUUCAAGCCAAGGAGGCUGGCGAGACUGCCGGGCCUAGUCAGCCCGCUGAGGCUGCGGCAGCCAAACCUCCCGCUGCUGGUCCAGAUGACGAAGAGAACCUGCGCUUCACUAUCACCACCGGCGGCAGACGCAUGAGUAAAGCGGACUUCAUCGACGCCAUCCGUGACAUGGACCCGAAACGCCGCGUGCAAGCCGUAGAGGACAGCAACGCACCCGAAGGUGUCAAGCGCGAGGCUCGCGCAGAGGCCCGGGAACAAGCUGCCCAUCUCCGGCGUGGCACCUCUGGUAACGUGCCGGUCGUCAACGAGCAGCCCGAGGGCGAGGAUGACCGCAUGGCCGAAAUCGAGAAAGUUGCCACCCACGAAACCGACAACGACCUCCGCCUCGUCGACUCGGAGAACCAGCAAGUUCCCUUCCACGACGUCUCCCGCGAACUCCGAAACUACUCCAUGAACCAGUCUACCGGCGAAACAGCUGCCGAGCGUCGCCGGCGCGAAGCCCUGCAAGACCAGAACGCAGGCGACUCUGAUUCCGAAGACGACGGCACCGACCGCGUGCCGCCGAAACCAGUAGCCAGCUCGUCGACCGCUGAGCAGAGACAGUUCAGCGACACGGGCGAGACUGCUGCAGAGCGGAGACGGCGAGAGGGAGCGCUGGGCUUGAGGGAAGAGGAGAGCAGUGAUAGCGAGGACGACAAUGAGCCGAGACAGUUGCCGCAGGGGCAGGCGCAGAAUGUGCGGUUUGCGGACCAGGCGGAGCCGAAGGAGAGGCCGGCGAGGCAGAGUGUUGGAGUAUUGGGUUGUGGAUAUGGGGAUAUGGGUGUUUGA
Saxophila tyrrhenica is the source of this 3246-nucleotide messenger RNA. It is a transcript of the gene CNH1, whose product is annotated as Na+/H+ antiporter. The transcript has 2 exons. Gene Ontology annotation, biological process: intracellular potassium ion homeostasis; sodium ion export across plasma membrane; regulation of membrane potential. The coding region runs from base 1 to 3246 and encodes 1081 amino acids. Lineage: Eukaryota; Fungi; Ascomycota; Dothideomycetes; Mycosphaerellales; Extremaceae. Gene Ontology annotation, cellular component: plasma membrane. The record is from RefSeq and is a predicted model, not a curated record. Gene Ontology annotation, molecular function: sodium:proton antiporter activity.